GCGCCGCCAUUUGCUGGUCGGGAGCGGCGGCGGCGGAGCGGCGGGGAGAGGUACCAGCACCAUGGAGUACGAACGCAGGGGGGGUCGUGGGGACCGGACGGGGCGCUACGGUGGGGGCCCCUGCCCCCCCAGAAGAAGGCUCCCGCACCCAGCGGGAUCACGAUUAUCGCGACAUGGAACUAUCGUGGCUACGGGGGCCCCCCCGAGGGGCCCCCCGCCCCUGGGACCCCCCCUCAGGCCUCCUACGAGGGCUCAGAGCCCCCCCGGAAGCGGGACCCCGCCCCGGCCCCCCCGACAUUGCCCUUCGGUGCCGAUGGUGACUACCGGGACCAGGAUUACCGUCCGGAAGCGGCUGAGGAGGAGCCGCGGGCCAGCACCAUCGUCAUGCUCCGUAUGCUGCCCCAGGCCGCCACCGAAAAUGACAUCCGGGCGCAGCUGCAGGCGCAGGGGGUGCAGCCACCGUGAGGUGCGACUGAUGCGGAACAAGUCUUCAGGUCAGAGCCGCGGCUUCGCCUUCGUGGAGUUUAACCACGUCCAGGACGCGGCGCGGUGGAUGGACGCCAACCAGCAGCAGGGGCUGAGCUUGGUUGGGGACAACGCGUCUCCCUCCACUACAGCGACCCCAAGCCCAAAAUUAAUGAGGACUGGCUCUGUGCCAAGUGCGGGGUGCAGAACUUCAAACCGGCGGGAGAAAGUGCUUCAAGUGCGGUGUCCCCAAAGCCGAGGCGGAGCAGCGGGGCCCUGGGGGGCCACGGCCGGAACUGGUACCAGGUGGGGGGGGGCUGCUGCCCCUCCCCCAACCCUAUGGCCCCACCCUGGGGGGGGCACCCAGUGGGACCCAAAGUGGGACCGAGCCCCGGAGCUGAUAACGCCAACGACACCAUCAUCUUGCGGAAACCUGCACCCCCAGAGCAGCCUGGGACUCCAUCUUGGCUUGCCCUCGCCCCCUUCGCCGCCCUCUCGGCUGCCAACGUCCGCGUCAUCAAAGACCGCCAGACCCCAACUCACCCGUGGCUUCGCCUUCGUCCAACUCGCCACCAUCGUGGAGGCUUCCCAGCUGCUGCAGAUGUUGCAGGCCCUGCACCCCCCCCUCCACAUCGAUGGCAAGAGCAUCAACGUGGAGUUCGCCAAAGGGUCCAAGCGGGAGGUGCAGGGGGCGGGGCCAGGGGAGGGCCCGCCCCGCGCCAGUGCCGCCUCCGUUGCUUCGACCGCCAUCGCCGCCGCCCAAUGGGCGCUCUCCCAGGCCGCCCCAGGUGGAGAGACCACGUGGGCUGGGGGGGAGGAGCCUCCCAGUGACUUCAGCAGCUUCUACCAAUCGGAGGAGACCUUCGCUGGCCCCACCCCUGCCCUCUAUGGCUCCGCCUAUCUCAAAGGUGCUGCGGCCCCGCCCCCUGGCCCCGCCCUGUCUGGCCCUGCCCCUGCCAAGGCUGAUGGCCCCCGCCCCAGGUGAGUGCUUCCCUCCCUCCAUG
Aquila chrysaetos chrysaetos is the source of this 1469-nucleotide messenger RNA. RefSeq names its product RNA-binding protein 10-like. Gene Ontology annotation, biological process: mRNA splicing, via spliceosome. Bases 62 to 1450 code for a protein of 462 amino acids. NCBI's taxonomy places the organism in Eukaryota, Metazoa, Chordata, Aves, Accipitriformes, Accipitridae. The record is from RefSeq and is a predicted model, not a curated record. Gene Ontology annotation, cellular component: nucleus. Gene Ontology annotation, molecular function: RNA binding. The transcript has 13 exons.